Fomitopsis serialis is the source of this 1231-nucleotide messenger RNA. RefSeq names its product 60S ribosomal protein L10. The transcript has 5 exons. The record is from RefSeq and is a predicted model, not a curated record. Gene Ontology annotation, molecular function: structural constituent of ribosome. Gene Ontology annotation, biological process: translation; ribosomal large subunit assembly. NCBI's taxonomy places the organism in Eukaryota, Fungi, Basidiomycota, Agaricomycetes, Polyporales, Fomitopsidaceae. Gene Ontology annotation, cellular component: ribosome; cytosolic large ribosomal subunit. The coding region runs from base 83 to 739 and encodes 218 amino acids.
CAUCAGUCGCCUCAAAAGGCGGCCCCUCCGACGACCCGCCCUCACUCUUCCCGCCCCUCCGACCACCAGAAAGACUAAUAAGAUGGGUCGCCGUCCCGCUCGCUGCUACCGCUACUGCAAGAACAAGCCGUACCCCAAGUCGCGCUACAACCGUGGUGUGCCCGACUCCAAGAUCCGCAUUUUCGAUCUGGGCCGUAAGCGUGCCUCCGUCGACGAGUUCCCCUACUGCUGCCACCUUGUCUCCGAUGAGUACGAACAACUUUCGAGCGAGGCGCUAGAAGCCGCUCGUAUCUGCGCCAACAAGUACGUCACCAAGACGUCUGGCAAGGAUUCCUUCCAUCUCCGUGUCCGUGUCCACCCCUUCCACGUCAUCCGCAUCAACAAGAUGUUGUCCUGCGCAGGUGCCGAUCGUCUGCAAACUGGCAUGCGCGGUGCCUGGGGCAAGCCGUACGGCACGGUCGCCCGUGUGAACAUCGGCCAGAUCAUCCUCUCCGUCCGCACGAAGGACCAGAACGCGCCUGUCGUCCAGGAGGCGCUCCGCCGUGCACGGUACAAGUUCCCCGGCCGCCAGAAGAUCAUCGUCUCCCGCAAGUGGGGCUUCACGAACGUCAACCGUGAGGACUACGUCAAGCUGAAGCAGGAGAAGCGUGUGUUGCAGGAUGGUGCUUACGUCCAGUACAUCCGCCCGAAGGGCAACCUCGAGAAGAACCUCCGUGCCCAGCUCCGCGCCGGCGCGUAAGGGCGGUUGUGAUUGUCGCAUCAUGUACCCUAGCUAUAUUCGCUGCAUUGUCGUUUCGACGACUGUCCUUGGACCCUGUAUGCAUGUGCACGGUCGUGCUUGUAUUGUCUCAGUGAGUGAUCUCGUCAUGUGUCUGGAUAUGUCUCGUGUCUCGUUGUUUCCAUGGUUCCGAUUCGGCAACAUUGGGCUGUUGACACGGCAGCGUACUGAAUGCGGGUGCAAUGGCCCUGCCUCCUGGUUACUGGACGAGGUCAACUCUUCGGUCUCUAUCUUUUAUUUGACUUGACUGCUGCCCUAUUAUUCACUACGUCGCUCUUCUUCCGUGGGCGACGGUUAGGGGAAACGGGGCAAAUAUUGAACGGUUCAUUUCAUUCGUCCGAAUCGGAAGAGCUUCGUGCUCAGUUGGUUGAGGAUUUGGAUCCCCAUAAAUGAAGACAUCUUAGAUAUUCAUGUACUGUAGCUAUGUUCCAAUACAAUGUGCAUCGACACGAA